AUUCUUGAGUGCGCAUGCGUAAUUUUGAUUUCUUCUAGGAAUAAUAAUAAACAGUUUAUAAAAUCUAUCUUGAAGAAUACGGCCCAAAAUGGAAAUGACAACCGCAAAAACAAUAGCCGUUUUUGCUGUAAUUGUUGGUUGCUUUGCCGUUUUAUAUCCCAAAAUAUUCCAUCCAAUGUUAAUGCAUGCUCUUGGAAUGGAAUCUAAGAAAUCAGCAUCUGAUCCUUUCUUAAAUAGAGUUCCUCCUCAUCUGCGCCGUCCGACAACUAAUUCCAGAGGUGGAAUGGAUGAUCAAACAGUCAGGCAUAUGAAAGCCGGAGUUCAUCCAGGUAUGAGAGCAGCAGCUGAAAUGCACAAGCAAACAGCUUCGCAAGGAGGUGGGGGAGGGGGUAAAGGCUUAAUGAGCAUUGUUCUUCCUCUCUAUGCUGUUGGUAUUGUUAUAUACCUAAUUUACACAUUAUCAAAAGUUUUCGGAAAGAAGGAUGUCAGGGAUACUGAGGGAAUUGAAGAUUCAGGUUCUCGUCACAUUCGAAAAGGCAAGGAACCAAAAGCACCACCUCCAAAAAAUGUUAAGAAAAAGCAAUUGGAGAAAUUAUUAAUAAAAGUCGAUGACAAUGAAGUAACCGAUGUGGAAAUGAAAGAACUUCGUCAAAGGCUGUUGGAAACGGAAAAACAAAUGACUAAGAUUCUACAAGCUAUGCAACAAGUUCAACAAAAAGUAGGAGUGGAUAAUGUCGAAGAUGUCUUAGCUAAAUGUGCUGAGACAGUAAAUGAUGUAAAACAACAAGUCAGGGGUAAAAAAAAAUCUCGGAUCAUAGACGAUCUUUCCGAAGAGGAAGAUAUGAUAGAAGAGGAAAAGAGUGAAGAUGAAGAAGAUGAAGAUCUACAAGAGGAGGAGAUAGAUGAAGAAUCAGACAGUGAAGAUAAGGAAUCUGCUAAUAAGGAUUACCCUAGUGAUAUUUCUGAAUCAGACAAUGAAAGUGAUACAGUGGAGGAGAUAAAAUUACCUAAGAAGACUCAAAAAACUGUUAAAGAGACCAAAGAGCUCAGAAAAAGAAGAGUACAGAGAGAAUCGUGA
Dimorphilus gyrociliatus is the source of this 1078-nucleotide messenger RNA. NCBI's taxonomy places the organism in Eukaryota, Metazoa, Annelida, Polychaeta, Dinophilidae. The record is from the annotation of a GenBank genome assembly.